This is a messenger RNA of Suillus paluster, 892 nucleotides long. RefSeq lists its product as uncharacterized. The record is from RefSeq and is a predicted model, not a curated record. Lineage: Eukaryota; Fungi; Basidiomycota; Agaricomycetes; Boletales; Suillaceae. The annotation marks the transcript as partial. The transcript has a single exon.
CACAUCACAUAUGGCCACCCAUACCACUUACACUCCACUCAAGUUUUACUUGCCAAAGAGCUUGUAGUUGCAAUACUAGACGGCUUAAACCUCCGAGACUUGCUCAAUAUUGCGCAGACGUGCACGACCAUGCGUGGGGUAGUUCUCAACCUCAUAGAAAAAUACAAACACCAGAUCCUGACUCUGUACAUCCUUUCUGAGUGUCGUCGCCAUCAAUUCUUCGCCGUUUUAACCGCCACACGCGGUGUGAUUACUGGAUCUUGCGCUCUCAACAUGAUUCUAGGUUCACCUUCAUAUCCCACCAACAAUCUCAAUAUCAUUGUUGCAGCGGGAGAAUUCGACACUAUGGCACGAUUUCUAACCGACGACCUUUUUUUUGUCACCGGUUCUACCACCAUACACAGAAUUAUGCGAUCUACAGUCCAAACUUUUACAGAAUUCAACCACCUCGGAGCCCGCAUCACUCUCACUGAAUCUAGGGACAAACAAGAUGUUAUAAGGGUCAUCAUCAACUGUCCAACCACCGCUGAUAUGUCAUUUAUCACGCCCAGAGGAGCUGCAACUCUUUAUCCCACUAUGACAAUCGCUAACAACAGAAGUUUCAACAUCAUCUAUAGUGAAAGUAUCCAGGUUGCGCAUGAUCUUGGUACAUUUGAAGAGAUGAAGAAGUCCGAGCUUAAAACUCCGGGGUAAAUCACAUACGAUACUUAGUUUGCCUCCGUGAGUUACACAGUUUAAGUGGUAGAAAUCAUGUUUUUGGGCUUGUGCGCAUGAUGAUAGAGAGAACGGAGGAGACUAAGACUAAUAGAACGGGGACAAAAAGAGAAAACUGCUACAGCAUCGGACAGGCCUUCCUUAAGUGGGCGAGGACUAGGUUGCACGCCACUGAAUG